AUGGAGAACUAUGAAAAGAUUCGAGUAGUAGGCCGGGGAGCGUACGGCGUAUGCUGGUUAUGCCGGCGAAAGGAGGAUCCCCUCGCCCAAAAGGUAAUCGUUAAAACCAUUUUCAUUCAUGGAAUGAGUCCCGAUGAGGAGAAAUCGAUUAUGGGUGAAGUGAAAUUACUCCAGAAAAUGCACCAUCCGAUGAUUAUUGGCUAUUACGAUUAUUUCGUAUUCGAAAAUCAACUCGCCAUUGUGAUGCAGUACGCUGAAGGUGGUACCAUGGAGCGCCUUGUGCAAGAUCAAAAAGGAGUGAAAAUCCCUGAAGCACAAGUUCUCAACUAUUUUACACAGAUCCUCAUAGCUCUCAAUCACAUUCACUCAAAACAAAUAGUGCACAGGGAUCUCAAAACGCAAAAUAUCCUUUUGAACAGGAAAAAGACUCUCGUAAAAUUGUCCGAUUUCGGUAUUUCAAAAGAGCUCACUACGAGGAGUCUCGCAUCCACCGUUAUUGGGACACCGAAUUAUUUGAGUCCUGAGAUAUGUGAAGGAAGAGCAUACAACCAGAAAAGCGAUCUCUGGUCACUCGGUUGCGUCCUUUAUGAGCUACUCGAGUUGAAGCGAGCUUUCGACGGCGAAAAUCUGCCAGCGAUAGUGAUGAAGAUCACCAAAUGCGCAUAUCCACAAAUUGGAAGCCACGCAUCAGCGCAGGUCAAAGGUCUCGUAGAUACAUUGCUCCAGUUGAACGAGAGAAAACGACCGGACACUAAGGAACUCCUAACUUGUCCUCUUAUCCUGCCGAUCACCCUGACAUUGCAUCUGGAUAUCGGUAGACUAUCAUUUCCACAGAAUGAUAAGCGGAAACCAAUUGCUAGCGGACGUCUACGCACCACACCUACGUCCUUGACGUUACGGACAGGACAACAGCCAGUGAAAAUCCAAGAGGACAUGCGUAGGACUAUACUACGAUGA
Molecule: messenger RNA, 957 nt
Organism: Necator americanus (New World hookworm)
Lineage: Eukaryota; Metazoa; Nematoda; Chromadorea; Rhabditida; Ancylostomatidae
Exons: 10
Coding region: 1-957 (318 amino acids)
Biological process (GO): protein phosphorylation
Molecular function (GO): protein kinase activity; ATP binding
Source: RefSeq, a predicted model, not a curated record